Sarcophilus harrisii (Tasmanian devil) is the source of this 1742-nucleotide messenger RNA. It is a transcript of the gene TAB1, whose product is annotated as TGF-beta activated kinase 1 (MAP3K7) binding protein 1. The transcript is spliced from 11 exons. Gene Ontology annotation, cellular component: cytosol. The coding region runs from base 1 to 1509 and encodes 502 amino acids. Gene Ontology annotation, biological process: protein dephosphorylation. Gene Ontology annotation, molecular function: protein serine/threonine phosphatase activity. The record is from RefSeq and is a predicted model, not a curated record. Lineage: Eukaryota; Metazoa; Chordata; Mammalia; Dasyuromorphia; Dasyuridae.
AUGGCGGCGCAGAGGAGGAGCCUGCUGCAGAGUGAGCAGCAGCCAAGUUGGACCGAUGAUCUGCCUCUCUGCCAGCUGUCUGGAGUCGGCUCUACGCCAAACCGAACCUACUCUGCUGAUGGCAAGGGCACCGAGAGCCACCCGCUGGAGGAUAACUGGCUCAAGUUUAGGAGCGAGAAUAACUGCUUCCUCUACGGAGUCUUCAAUGGCUAUGAUGGCAACCGGGUGGCCAGCUUUGUGGGCCAGAGGCUGUCCGCAGAGCUGCUGCUGGGCCAGCUGAACGCUGACCACAGCGAGGCCGACGUGAGGCGCGUGCUGCUCCAGGCUUUUGAUGUUGUGGAAAGGAGCUUUCUGGAGUCCAUCGACGAUGGCUUGGCAGAGAAGGCGAGCCUCCAGUCGCAGCUGCCGGAGGGGGUCCCUCACCACCAGCUGCCUCCUCAGUACCAGAAGAUCUUGGAAAGGCUGAAGGUGCUGGAGAGAGAGAUCUCCGGCGGCGCCAUGGCCGUGGUGGCCCUCAUUCUCAGCAACAAGCUCUACAUCGCCAAUGUGGGUACAAACCGUGCACUCCUCUGCAAGGCCACGGGAGACGGGCUGCAGGUGACCCAGCUGAGCUCUGACCACACUCCCGAGAAUGAGGACGAGCUCUUCCGCCUGUCCCAGCUGGGUUUGGAUGCGGGGAAAAUCAAGCAGGUGGGGACCAUUGGUGGCCAGGAGAGUACCCGCCGGAUCGGGGAUUACAAAGUCAAAUAUGGCUACAGUGACAUUGAAUUGCUCAGCACUGCCAAGGCGAAGCCCAUUAUUGCUGAGCCAGAGAUCCACGGAGGGCAGCCCCUGGAGGGCGUGACGGGCUUCCUGGUGCUGAUGUCAGAGGGGCUCUACAAGGCCCUGGAGGCAGCCCAUGGGCCGGGGCAGGCCAAUCAGGAGAUCGCGGCGAUGAUUGACACAGAGUUUGCCAAGCAGACCUCCCUGGAUGCCGUGGCCCAGGCCGUGGUGGACCGCGUGAAGCGCAUCCAUGGAGACACCUUCGCCAGCGGCGGGGAACGGUCGGCGUUCUGCCCGCGGCACGAGGACAUGACGCUGCUGGUGAGGAACUUUGGGUACUCCCUGGGCGAGAUGAGCCAGCCCACCCUGACCCCGGCCCAAGGAGGACGCGUGUACCCUGUCUCGGUGCCAUACUCCAGCGCCCAGAGUACCAGCAAGACCAGCGUGACGCUCUCCCUAGUUAUGCCCUCCCAGGGCCAGAUGGUCAACGGCGCCCACAGCGCUUCCACACUGGAUGAGGUCACGCCCACCCUCACCAACCAGAGCCCGACCAUGACCCUGCAGUCCACCAACACCCACACCCAGAGCAGCAGCUCCAGCUCCGAUGGGGGGCUUUUCCGCACCCGCUCCUCCCACUCCCUGCAGCCCGACGAGGACGGGCGCGUGGAGCCUUAUGUAGACUUUGCAGAGUUUUACCGUCUCUGGAACAUGGACCACGGGGAGCAGGGAGCCCUUCCGGUAUCCUAGCACUGCCUGUGGAUGGGCGGCUGAGGGGCCCGCUGCCCGGUGCCCCUCCCUGGCUCCCACCCCGGGGGGCCCUCCUCCCCAAGCCCUGCCCCUCCCUUGUGCAGCCGGGGCCUUGUCUCAGGGCUCACCGAAGGACUCUGUGGGCUCUCCUGGCCCUGAGGCCCCGAGCGGAGGCUGGGCAUGGGCAGCAGGAGCCGGCCCGGCCCCUUCCAAUAAAUGUAGCUUGUAUCACC